GAUGAGAUAGAGAGAGAGUGUGUGUGAGAAAAAGAAGGGAGAGAGAGAGAGAGAGAAAGUGAAGAAGAUAGAUAGAGAGAGAGAGAAAAAAGAGAGGGCAGAAGAGCAGAAAGAGAUCUGAGAGUGAAUCAUAUAAUCAAUCUCUCUGAAAGUUAAAAAUAUCAAGUUUUUUAUUUGAAUCAUCGGUUUAGGGUAUCCGCCGGUGUAGGCGACUUUCUUGUUUGAGAAUCAUCCGGGGAGUCAUAGAGAUAGGUUUCCGGCGAAUUAUGUUAGAAGAAAGCCUGUGAUGAUACAUACAACAGUAGUAGAUCUGACGUUAAAGAGAUCGAGAGAAGUGAUUGAUGGAUAGGAAUAGAGAAGCAAGACGAGCUACUAAUAUGGCUGCUCCACAGAAUGGCUUAUCGUCGUCUAGACGGAGACAUCGAAGCAACAGUCUAAGGGAUUCACCUGAUGAAGAUGGAGGGGUGGAGUUACAAGAAUCAGGAAGGUUGAGAGACAGAGGAGUGGUCAAGAAAGAUCGUGGAGAUCGAGAUCGGGAUCGAGAAAGGGAGAGGGAGCGGUCUAGCCGGAGCAAAAGAAGGAGAGAAAAUAGGAUGAUGAUUCAUCAUGUGACCACCGGAAGUAACAGAGACGACGGAGACGAUACGUCUGAGGAGAGCGUUAAUGAUGAAGACGAAGAAGACGACGAGGAUGCCGGAAAUGGCGGUGGUAUGAGGAUGUUGCCUCCGCCGCCGGCCAAUCCAUCUACAGCAGCAUCGGCUAUGACGAGUAAUCAUCAUAAUCAUAAUCCUCAUCCUCAGCAGCUUCACCAUCGCAAGAGUUUUCCCCCAUCUGCUAAUAAAGUCUUUAGACCUGCUGCGCCACCGCCUGCUUGGAAGGCUGCCGACGAGAUGAUCGGUGUUUCGGUUCCGAGAAAAGCUCGGUCAGCAUCUACAAAGCGGUCUCACGAGUGGAUAUCUGGUGGUGCUGUUGUUGGCGUAGGGGGAGGUACAGAGCAAAUUCAUCGUCAAUCCUCGACUUCACCUGUAAGGCUUGGUUUGACAGCCGCCUCACCGGCGCCGGUGGCUCCUCCAUCGCCUUCUUCUUCCAAUGUUUCAGUCCGCAAGAAGAUGAAAACAAAUGGAGGGUCUAAACCGAGGCCACCGAAAUCUUCAUCUAAGUCGUCAUCCUCAAAUCCAGAGGAGCUUGAAAUCGAGAUAGCCGAAGUUUUAUAUGGUCUCAUGACUCAAUCGCAAGCUCCGUCAAAGAAAGAACUCCCAUCUAACGAUUCAACAACAAAGUUCGAUUCUAACAAAUCCAGCAGUGAUACCAAAUCUAGAGUCUCAUCUCCCAUCUCUAACUCUACAGCCCCACCACAAAAUUCUUCUUCGUUGUCAACCGUAGCACCAAAGAGGAAGAGACCACGGCAAGUGUCAGAGAAUCCGUUUAGUGUACGGAGCAGUCCAGUUUCUUCUUCAAUAAAGACCGAGAUCGAUCAUCAUCAGCAUCAUCAGUCUCCCAAGACUGAUAUUUCUUCUCCUUAUCUAGAAAACAAUAGUCCCGGAUCUGCGGCGGCGGCCGCCGAGAAUGGUGUUUCUUUUGGGUUUACCAGUUUGCCGGGUCAUCAGGCUCCGUCGGCACCGUCGUCAGAGCCACCGCUGCCUUUACCCCAGCCGCCGGCGGAAGAGGAGGUGAAAUGUGGUGUAGGUGUGGUGUUGACUAAAGAAGAGGUGGAGAAGGAAUCUCAUGCGGUUGGGGUAAACGAUGGAAAUGCAAAAACUGAAAGUGUGAUUGCGACAGCUUCAUCAACGACAGCGACCAUUCUAAAGAUGGCUAAUCCGGAGACUGAAAGGCAAAAGGAAGAAAAAUUCGAAAUAGAUCUGAUGGCUCCACCUCCUCAACUCAAAACAUCUCCUGAAAGAGCUAGGGAUAUCGAUUUCCAAGAUCAUAAGCAGCAGCAGAUGCCAACUCAGGAAAUGACCAAGAAUAUCAAGGACAAGGAAGAUGAGAAGCCCAAGAAGAGCAACAAGGAGACUGUAAAUUUGAUGGAUGUUGCACAGAAGUCAAUGGCUGGGACUCUUCAUGAAGCUGGAGAAUCAUCAAAGCAAGCGAUGAAUGAAGAAAGGAAUACCCAACUUCAUAUCGAUUUGGAAAAGCCCAACAAGGAUAGCACCAACAGAUCACUGCAUCAAGCUCUUAAACAUCAACAGUUAUCUGCUAAAUCCACCAGAGAUGAAACCCAUUCAGAAAAGUCAGCUCAACCAAGUUCUUUGCCAAUGCCAAUGUCUGUGGCUAACUGGCCUCCAAUGGGAUAUGUGGCACCAUUGCAGGGAGUGAUAUCCAUGGAUGGAAACACCAUGCCUUCUGCUCCAAUUCAGCCAAUAUUCACACAUCCAAGGCCAAAAAGAUGUGCCACACAUUGCUACAUUGCAAGAAACAUUCACUACCUUCAGCAAUUCAUGAAGAUAAAUCCAUUCUGGCCAGCUGCAUCUGGAUCUGCACCCAUGUUUGGGGCCAAACCCUGCAAUCUAAAUGUCAUGCCUUCAACUGAACUCCAUGGAAACAUCACUGGAGGUCAGUUGCAGCCAUUGCAACAAGACAAGGGUCCCGGAAUCGGAAUCUUCACCGGAAAAGACAACAAAUCUUCUCAAUCCACCACCAUUCCUGAUCCUGCUCAGAGAAAGCAACAGGUUUUGCUUCAGCAAGCAUUGCCCCCCGUCACCCCUAAUAAUAUUCUUCAUGGACCUACUUUCAUCUUCCCCUUCAAUCAGCAACAGGCGGUGGCGGCUGCUUCUGCCUCUGUUCGACCUGGUUCUUCUAAGCUUUCUACUGGAGCACCAGGUGGUUUGGGUGGUGGUGCUUCAGGUGCCGCCAGUUCAGCCACUGUUAGCAGCUCCACAACAGCAGCUGCUCCGGCCUUGAGCUUCAAUUACCCAAACAUGGGGGCCAAUGAAACCCAGUAUCUGGCAAUUUUACAAAACAAUCCUUACUCUUUCCCGAUACCUGCAGCAGUAGGAGCCCCACCAAAUUACAGAGCCAACCCUCAUGCCCAACCCAUGCCUAUGUUCAAUGGCUCUUUCUAUCCUUCUCAAAUGAUACACCCGUCCCAGAUUCCACAACCACCGCCACCCCAACAGGCCCCACCAGCUCAACCUCAAAAUCACCACCCUUCUCAGCCACAGCAAAUCCAACAAACCCACCAGAACAGCAGCGGAUCCACCUCCUCGUCACAGAAACAUUUGCAAAAUCAGCAGCGGCAGCAGCAAGGCGGCAAUGUUGGUGGUGCUGCUGUUAAUGGCGGUGGCACUGGAAAUGGUGGUGCCAGUUUGCAUAACAGCUAUCCUUCCCAUCCUUCCCACAAAAGUCGAUCACAGUCAUCUCAGCAGCAGCAGCAGCAGCAGAAUCAGGGUCAGCACAUGAACCUGCCCCCGCAAUCACGCCACCUUGAAAAUGAGGUGGCUGGUGGUGGUGGUGAGGAUAGUCCAUCCACCGCUGAGAGUCGGGUAUCUAGGGCGGCAACCACCAUGAGUGUUUAUGGUCAUAAUUUUGCUAUGCCGGUUCACUCACAGAGUUUUGCUUUGAUGAAUCCUCAAGCUGCAGCUCUGUCUAAUGCUGCAGCUGUCAACAACUCGAAUGAUAAAAAACAGCAGCAGCAUCAGCAUCAGCAUCAGCAACAGCAAUCUCAGCAAGCGGGGUUAAAAAGAGGUGGUGUGGAGUCGUCUUUACCACCACCUCAAACUUUUGCCAUGUCUUUUGCUCCUAUGAAUGGUACCACUGGUACCAUGUCAUCCAUGGCUCAAAACCACGCCAUUUUCCAGAGUUUGCCAGAAUCAUUGAGACAAAGCUAUCAUCAGAUAAUGACAGCACCUCCAGUUGCCCAUUCUCAACAGAAGAAGGAUUUCAGAAUAUCUGAAGAAGCUACCCGGGCAGCAGGUGGUCAUGAGUCCUCUUCAAAUGCAGAUGAAGACCGAAAGGGCAGUUCGGGGUUGACCGGGAAGUCCGGGCAGUCCAUUGCGUUUUCAAGGCCAGAUCUUGCCCCAGAUGUUUCCGGUGGUUCAUCUCCAGCCAUCCCUGGGACUUCAGUGAUUGAUAGCUCUUCCAGGAACAUAAACCUGGGUUCAAAUAAUCGGUCAACCAGAUCACCCUCUGUUGCAUCUUCUCAAUCCUCCCAUCAUUUACAUGCUCAAUUCCAGCAGCAACAGCAGGUCUUUCAGCUUCAGAAGCAACAGCAGCAACAGCAGCAACAGCAACAGCAACAGAACCACAACAUGGCUGCUGCCCGAAGUAAAAACCCAAACCCAAACGCAAACCCGCCCUCAGGUAAUGGGGGUGCUGCCUACCCUGACCACCUAAUAACUUCAUCUUCAUCCAUGGCUGCCAAAUUUCCAAACUCUCUUUCUUCUUUCCCACAAAACUUAGUCCAAACCAGCAACACCAGUAGCAGCCCGGUUCAAUCCCCGCAAUGGAGAAACUCAGUAAGGGGUCCCGCCACAUCGUCUCAACCACCAACCACCUCCUCCCUCAAAAACCUCCAUCAAUCCCAACACCAACAGCCUAACCGAUCCUCCCACCCGCAAUCACACACUCAGAUUUCCUUCGGUGGUGCCGCCAGUCAGAAACUACCUUCCACCACCUCAUCACAUCAACAGAAUCCUAGUAGCAAUAGUAAUAAUAACCAGUCACCUUCACCACCAAUGUUGGUUGGCUCUCCGACAACAUCUUCCAUUUCUAAAGGUGGUGGUGGUGGUGGAAGUCCGAGAACAAAUGUAUCGGCUUCCACAAGUGGUAGGACUCCCCAGGCUUCUUCUCUAUCCUCAUCACAACAAGCUAAAAACUCUCCUGCAACGCAAAGAUCUUCACCUUCAAUCCUUGGUAACCCCCAUGUCACAAACUCAGGUUCUAACAAAUCUCAGCAGCAACAACCACAGCAGCUACAGAAGCAAACAUUACAGCAACAGCAACAGCAACAGCAGCAACAUGCCCAAGCCCAAGCGCAAGCGCAAGCCCAGGCACAUUUGUUCUUCGCACAUCCACAUCCGUACAUGCAAGUCCAGCAGCAGUCACAGGGUGGUCUACAGCAUUCCGGCAGCCCAACCACCGCAUCAGGCGGUGCAACCGGCUAUUACCUUCCAAGAAAGCAGCAGCAAAAUCCUCAAUCAUCUUCAACCGCCAUGCUGUCGCUUUCCCCGCCGGUCACACUAUCAAACACCACCACUUCCGAUCCGGCCAAAGCAAUUGCAGCCGCCACUAGCAACAUGAAAGGUGGUGGUGUUCCUCAAAUGAUGCAUGGGAGUCAGUAUGGUGGUGCACAGUCGGUGAAUGCUGGACAUCAGAUGUUGCCUGGUGGGUUCCCACAAUAUGUCCAUAAUGCCCCUGCUGCUGUCCAGGUGAAACCUGCAGAGCAGAAACAGCCAGCUGGUGCCGAGAGAAACCAAUCAAAAUCAAUCAAUGAAUCAUCCCAAUCCCAAGUUUGUUAAAAGGGAGAAAAGAAAUAUGACAUUUUGCGUACAUAUGGUGUCAGCCUGACAAGAAAUCAAAUGACGCGAUCGGAGAAGAAAAAGGGCGACAAGUUUUGGAUCGAUGUUUUUUUCAAGGGUCCGGGUCUGGGUCUGGGUCCGGGUCCCUCUACGAAAAGCUCCAUGGCCAGUGGGUGGGUGGGUGUGGGUGGAUGGAUAAAGUAGGUUUUAGUUCUUUUUGGGAAGUGGGGAAAGGAGGGGGGUUUCUUUUUGGUGAAUUUUCUCCCUUUAUCAUGUUGGACAUAUUAUAUAAAAAAGGAGAAGGGUGUUGUGCAUAAUAUAAUAUGCAUAUGCAGCAUAUAAUGUGUAUAUGUCAUGAAAAGGGUGAACCCUCUCAAUUUUAUUUAUUUAAUCUUUUACUUGGUUGGUUGGUUGGUUGGA
Molecule: messenger RNA, 5876 nt
Organism: Lactuca sativa (garden lettuce)
Lineage: Eukaryota; Viridiplantae; Streptophyta; Magnoliopsida; Asterales; Asteraceae
Gene: TIC
Product: time for coffee
Biological process (GO): regulation of circadian rhythm
Cellular component (GO): nucleus
Source: RefSeq, a predicted model, not a curated record